Messenger RNA from Poecilia reticulata (guppy), 5228 nucleotides. RefSeq lists its product as uncharacterized. The record is from RefSeq and is a predicted model, not a curated record. NCBI's taxonomy places the organism in Eukaryota, Metazoa, Chordata, Actinopteri, Cyprinodontiformes, Poeciliidae.
ACGUAAAUGUGUCCUGGUCCUUUAAGACACAGGUGUGACUCGGCGGUGACAGGUGAAGCAGACACAGGAAGUUGUCACAUUAGGAGGCAAGCAAUACAUUUGAAGCCGCAUCGGUGUAAAAACAACAUGAGGAAAGGACGAAAGCAUUUUGACUGGCCUGACUGACGAAAUGAAACGCUGGCUCUCCAUCAGUCUGUCUCUGGCAGUUCUCCUUUCUGCCAAAGUCCUGGCACAGAACCCAGUGCCAAUCAACUUCAUCCCAGCCCUGGUGCAGGUCCAAACAGGCAGUGAGAUCGUGUUCACAGUGAAGGUUGACGCUGCUGUCUUCUCCAUGUCAUGGGCGUACCAAACCGGAGCUACUCUGGCUUUGUGGACCCAAUCUGGCACUUCUGACAACAGCGUGCCUCAGUUCCUAGGCAGACUCUCCAUCAGUACCACCCAACUUCGAAUCAGAGCUGCUCAGCUGAACGACGCAGGGUUCUACACAGUGGAGGUGGUGCCCACCUCUUCCACAAACCUGGUGAAAAACUCCCAAUCCGUGGAGCUGAAGGUGUUUGACCCGGUAGCUGGGGUAAGUCUGACUGUCCCUUCAGCGGCAGUGGAGGAGAAAAACGUGUCCCUGAGUUGCACGUGGACCGGUGGGACUGAAGUUACGGCCCAGUGGAAGAAAGAUGGCAAAGCCAUCACACCCGAUUCCAGAAUCACCAUCUCCGGUGGCUUUUUAGUAAUCAACCCAGCCAGACGUGAUGAUGCCGGGGAGUACUCUUGCACCGCCAGCAACAAUGUCAGCGCCCAGACUUCCACAAAGAGCCUCACUGUCUACUAUGGACCCGACACCCCUGUCCUGACUGUCGACUCCCCAAAAAAAUGCGUCGGUGGAGGGGACGUGUUGGUGGGCCAGGCGGUGCGUCUCACCUGCACGUCUACCUCGCUGCCCUCUGCCACGUUCUCAUGGCAACGUGACGGACAGCCCGUCUCAUCCGGGGCUCAAGACAGCGGGGUGCUCAGUCUCCAGACCUUCUCGACUAAUGAGAGCGGCCGGUACGUGUGCACGGCCACAAACGGCGUCACCAGGGGCACGUCGACACAGAGCUACAACUUGGCAGUUGUGGAUGUUUGUUUUGAUGGAGGGGAAGUUGCAGGGAUUGUGAUCGGCGCUUUCCUGGGCCUCCUAAUCAUUGUGCUUCUUAUUUUGUUCCUCGUUGUUUUUGUGCGAAGGAGAAGAGAACGGGAACAACGAAGAAAUGCUGUGUUUGCUCCGAAGACAGAUCCAAUUCAAAGACCUCUUCCUCCAGAUCCUCAAACUAAUGGUGUAUGGAAUUUGGACCAAGGUCUCCAGCCUCCGCUCCAUCAGACGAACAGGCAAGCAAGCCAACCUGAGCGCUUAAUCACCAACAACCUUGAAACCCAGGCAAGCCCACAGGCGCAGACUCUGAACAGGCAGCGUGACUUUGACGUUCAGCAAAAUGAUAGCCUCACUCGCACAAACCAACUUCCGCAAAAUCUUACCUCAUACCCAAACGAUGGCUUUGACAAUCCAGCUUUCACACACAUGGAUUCUCAGAAUGUAAACGCGGCUUCGAACAUGCAGCAGCAACAGCAGCAGCAAAAUCCAAACGUUCUGAUUCAGGCUAUACCUGGGCAGGGUGGCAAUCAGCCUCCAGCAGUUCAAGUCAGCCUCAAUACACAGCCGAACUCUAAUAAUCCAAACAACAAUGCUCACAUACCCACUAUUAAUGUCAACCUCAACUCUUAUCCAGGCAAUGGCCAACAGGCUCUGCAAGAAAGUUCUUCUCCUCCAAGUAAUCAAGGCUUUAAUGGUGUUCCACAAAUACAAAACAACUUCAGAGACAUGAGGCGGUUAGAUGCUGCAACUCAAGGAGGACGAUCCUAUCCAAGUAACCACAGACUAAAUGGUCAUGUUAAUCCAGCUUUUCAAGAUGAAGCUGGAUUUAUUCCAACUGGAUACACACAUUUUAAUAACAAUCUGACUUCCCAGCGAAAUGAAAACACACAGACCUAUCAGCAGGAGCCAGAGCCUCAUAGAAGGCCAGACAGAGAGUCAAGACAACACGAGUCAACACCGAGGUCCAGGCAGAGACAGACCCCAUGGGACCUUCUCAGAGGAACGCCAGCAUACCCCAGCGGAACGCCCCAAAGAGCACAAAUGCAAGCUGAAGCUGAUUCAGAUUACAGUGCAGAGUACACCGUCCGUCCUCCCGUACGAGAGGGACGGACACUAAACAGACUGCCGCCUCAGAGCCAAGCCGAUACGCGGCGUAGAACUCCUCCGAGGCGCGAUCCACCCUCAGAGGACAGUCGAACACAGACCUAUCAUGCUGCUGAUCAUCCUCCAAAUGCUAAUAAUGUUACGCUCCCCGAGCGCUCACACCACACACAGAGAAACCCCCGUGCAGACAGGGAAAGGUCUCCGCGAGACAUCAGAGGUAGCCAGACUGCCCUCAGGCAGGAAACUACUCACAGCAAUAACCCCCAGGCAUCGCCUCUCAUGAGCCAGCAGGCCUCUGCAGGCCACGCUGUUGUGUUGCAAGGACCCGCCGCACAACAGGGACUUGCUCCAUCGCAGGGCACAGAUACGAGAGCUUUGGCUGAUCCUAAUCACCUUCAGCAGCCCCACACAGCACAACAAAACAUAGCUGCUGCAGCCCAAACACGGCGAGGUCAGACACAGCCUGUUACGCCUGGUGCCAUCCAGCCGCGUCAGGGGGGUGCCGAUCCAGUCCCAGUGCCUCCUGCCCAGCACAAUCCCAGUAACCUAACCCAGGCUGCAGUGAGAACCCACACUGAGAGGGCUCAAGUAUUUAAAAAUCGGAGAGAGCAAACUCAGGCGGCCCUGAUCCACUCUGGCACAGUGCAGACUCAAGCGCCUGCUGCUGGAGGUCAACAGCCACCUCCGCCUCCUCCUCCUAUCCCUCUGGCACAGUUUCAAGCCCUUCCCAAGACACACACCCAACACAAAUCCCCAACAAGGAUUCCACAGCCCCUCAGACAGAACGUGCCAGCAGCUCAGCGGCAGCACGGUGCGCCUCGCCACACCACCACGAUGCCUCGCAACCAUCACCAUCACCAUCAUCCUGGCCACGCGCAGGCAGGCGCACACCGGCACGGCCAUGUGCACGCUCACGACCACAGGCGCCCCGCCAAUGUCGCUGCGUGGCAGCAACAAGCCCACAGAGGAAGACCAAGAUGAUGACAGAUGUCAGCAGACGAGGCUCUACAACUAUCCCGCAUGCGCUGUCACAAACAAACAGCUGACAGACGUGAUCUAAUAUUCCGCCAAGCAGGACCGACUCCGCAGAGUCUGCUUUCCAAAAAGGCUGUCAUUCUCUGAAAGCCGGUGCAACCUCUGCGAAAGGAGUGAACACACCACCCAUGGGGAUAUUAAGCUUUCAGUAUUUCCUUUAAAAGAAAUGUGCAACCUUUGAGAAUUUACGAAAUCAGAUUAUCUGAACGAUGCUUAAGUUCCAACUAAAAAGUGGCACUAACAGGGCAGCUCACUGUUCCACGGACCCGGAUGUUUUGUUUCUGGUUUGACUCUCAACUUGCUGCUCGUAUAUCAAAAUUUGCCCAGAGUCUGCUCAAAGAAAAGUUUAAUGAUCAAUGGCUCCUGACCAUGUUCGCAUCCUACCAUCCAUUCAUCAACACAACUAAAUAACACACCUGUGAUAAAUUGCACGAGAAGCACUUGCAUGAAUAUCUGUGAACACCUGAGCUAGCAGUGACAGACGAUAAAUGGAAAAGGGACCCCGGUGGAAGACGGACUCGGCUGCCGGUAGUGGUGACAGUUAUGAAAGAAGAAAUUAGCAGUAGGGGUGGUCUUGACUCGCACUGAGCUAUUUAUUUUGUGCCUUCUGUUAGCGGAUGCCUCUUCUGACACUUCUCAAUUAAGAGGAUUCGCCUCACUGGUGCUCGGAAAUAACGCUCAGCUUCACAAGAAGGGGGAUCCCGUGAACGGAUGGGCGCUUAUUAAUUAAAUGCUUUUAUGUGACUUAAAUGGCUCGGAAAAUAAUCGCACUGAACCAUGAAUGGGGUCAGCACAAAGACCUGAAACUGUCCUGCGUUUCUGCUGGAAAAAGCAGAGUUGUCAUUUUACUGGGUCAUGUACAUAUUUUUCUUUUACUGUUUAUGUAUUUAUUGAUUUAUAAUGGCUAUAUUUUCUAAGCUAAAUGGUGUCUUUGUAGAUUGGCAAUUUGGAAUAAUACCACCUUCCACAGCAGAAGAAUUAUAAACUGCGGUGUGCAUGUCUAAAGCUGCAGCUCCAGUUUAUUUGCAGAAAGUACUCAAAUGUGUUGUUUUGCUCUUGAGGAAGUGAGCUCUCUCAAGUAGUCAGGAGCAGUCAGUGUUUUACUUGCUGUUGACGGCUGUCUGAAUUGUCUCAGACUGGCAUUAAUUUUCAGAAGAGACUCAAUCACACAGCUAAUCACAGUAGGCCACAAAUUAAAGAGGAUCUUAAACAAAUUGUAUAGCAGUGAUGGUGAAUGCUAUGCUCACUUUCAUCACCUUUGUUAGUAAUUCUCUAUUAGAUCCAAGGUGUGGAUUAAGACCCCUAGGAAGCUGUAUGGCUACGUUUUUUGUGACAUAUUUUUAAAACCAGCCCCAUAUGUGGGUUCAAAGCUUGCAAAACUGUAGUGUAUGUCAUGUGCAUUGCUUUAAUGAUCUAACAACUCUGGGUUGCCUCUACAAAACAUUUCUAACGUUAGCAAUGAGAGUCAAAGUGGAAGAGAGACUGUGUUAGCUGCUGCUUCCUGUCAGUGUCUGUCCUGGGGAAAGCAGCUGAAAUACUAGUUAUUCAAUAUUUCGACAUUCAAAGCAGGUUUAUGAAGCUGAAGAACACGUUUUUCUAUAUUUUUCCCACUUGUAGAGUCUUCAAGAAGAAGUAAGAUAGAGUAAAAAUGCUAUCACAAGCUAAUCACUUCAGCAAACUAAGCCACAUGAGCCAAAUAUGUCUGCAGAAACAAAAUGGUAUUCUGCAGAAACCACAAGUUUGACUAAAUGUGUCAUAGUCAAACAAAUGUUUGUUGCCUUAUUGUAAACACCACUGAUGAGUGAGUUAAGUGGGACAUGCACAAUACUUAUGCGGACCCUAUAAUACUGAUGAAAUUUAACAUUCUGUUUUACUGCACUAUGGAUCUACUGAGCUUCCAAGCAUAAACAUGGCACAAAUUUUAAUGGAUUAUUUGGUUGGAACUGUUCAGAAAAAAAAUAAU